AUGCCUCAAGAAAGAAAUGUGAAUGAAGGACUAGGUAGAGGAAGAGGAAUGCCUCAACAUAUUCAAACUAGUUCUGAAGCAACCUACAGUGGAAGAGGGAAGAGACAAGUAGAACAUGAGGACACCAGUGGAGGACAAACAAGACCUUUUAAAAGGCCAAGAAUAGUAGGUGUUGGCAUAUACCAAGCUGGAGAUGGAUUUACAACUCUCAAUGUAAGUUUACAACUCAAUGCAAGCCUAAAUGUCUUUUGAUUUGAAUAUGUAUUUAUUUGACUAAGCAUUGGAUUGUCAAGUAGAAGAGUCAUCAAUACUGAUACAGGAGUGACAAAGAGGGUUGAUGUUGUUACUGGUGAUAUUGGCUACACACCAGUACGUGGAUUCAAAUGGAAGGAGAAGACAACUAUUACCAAUAGUAACCUAGAAAGAAUGGGGGCUGAAAAGGUUAUCCAAACUAGGUCUGCAGCUACUGCUACUACUAAUAGCCAAAGCCAAACAAGUUCAAGUAGGAAGACUCAUAUGCCAUGGAAGUACGACAUUUUGAUGUUGUCUUGUUCAUUUUGA
Molecule: messenger RNA, 561 nt
Organism: Solanum stenotomum
Lineage: Eukaryota; Viridiplantae; Streptophyta; Magnoliopsida; Solanales; Solanaceae
Exons: 1
Source: RefSeq, a predicted model, not a curated record